Messenger RNA from Sphaeramia orbicularis (orbiculate cardinalfish), 2831 nucleotides. RefSeq names its product SRY-box transcription factor 6 (gene sox6). Gene Ontology annotation, molecular function: DNA-binding transcription factor activity, RNA polymerase II-specific; RNA polymerase II cis-regulatory region sequence-specific DNA binding. The coding region runs from base 486 to 2831 and encodes 781 amino acids. The record is from RefSeq and is a predicted model, not a curated record. Gene Ontology annotation, biological process: positive regulation of chondrocyte differentiation; regulation of transcription by RNA polymerase II; cell fate commitment. The transcript has 17 exons. Gene Ontology annotation, cellular component: nucleus. NCBI's taxonomy places the organism in Eukaryota, Metazoa, Chordata, Actinopteri, Kurtiformes, Apogonidae.
CUUCCUCAGAUCAAUGCUCUGGCCACUCACUUUCUGAUGUUGCACGACGGGAAAUGCUUUGAAUACUUGCGACAUGGCUGCGCGCAUUGAUUGCCAAGAUUGACAGCAGCUCUACCCAUCGUCUUCUCUUGUCUGAGUAAGAGAGAGAGAGAGAGAGAGGAAGAUCAAGAACAGAUAGGCGAACAACAAAAGGUACUUGUAGUUUUGGACAGUCGAACUUCACAACCGAGUGUACGGGAUCCCCUCAUAUGGCCCCGUGUAAGCAGUCUUAAGUUUUCGCUCAACAGAUAUCUCAGUGAUCGGUUUGUACAAAGUCUAGUAGUAGUAGUAGUAGUAGUAGUCUUUACGCACGGGAAAAAGGACGCACUGUUAUCUCCUCCACGACUGAGAUCUACAAGGUCAUUUUCAUGAAUUCACAAUCAACCUACCAGUGAUCGCUGGAAGCUGGGGAUUGAGUCUUUCAGUUUUUAACCCCACACGCUGACAUGGAGGGCUUUCUUCGUAGCAGCUUUUUACUGAGCAGAGUCAUGUCUUCCAAGCAAGCCACGUCUCCUUUUGCCUCUGUGGUUGAUGGGGAUGAUACCAUGAACCAGGAGCACUUGUCCUGGGAGAAAGAGGAGAGUGCCGAGGCCCAUGGCACACCACAGCUGCCUCUGCACAGUUUGCUUCAUGGCAAAGCCCACCCUGAUGAAAUGCAGCCGCUCAGCAGCGUUCCACCAGAGAGUGACUGGGACAGCCUGUUGUCAGCACAACAGCGCAUGGAAUCUGACAGCAAUAAAGUAUGUUCCCUGUACUCCUUCCGGAACAAUUCCACUUCCCCUCACAAGCCUGAGGAGGGGGCCCGGGAGCGAAGUGACCUGCUGAGCGGAUCAGCGUUUGGAACUCCUGAGCGCCGCAAAGGAAGCCUGGCAGACGUCGUGGACACGCUGAAGCAGAAGAAGCUGGAGGAGAUGACAAAGACAGAGCAAGACGAAUCCUCAUGCAUGGAGAAGCUUCUUUCUAAAGACUGGAAGGAAAAGAUGGAGAGGCUCAACACUAGUGAACUUCUGGCAGAAGUAAAAGGUACUCCAGAGAGCCUGGCUGAAAAGGAACACCAGCUCUCCACAAUGAUCACCCAGCUGAUCAGCCUGCGAGAGCAGCUUCUGGCUGCGCACGAUGAACAGAAGAAGCUCGCCGCCUCACAGAUGGAGAAACAGAGGCAGCAAAUGGAGUUGGCUCGUCAGCAGCAAGAACAGAUUGCGAGACAACAGCAGCAACUUCUGCAGCAGCAGCACAAAAUAAACCUCCUCCAACAGCAGAUCCAGCAGGUCCAGGGUCACAUGCCUCCGCUCAUGAUCCCCAUUUUUCCACACGACCAACGCACUCUGGCAGCAGCAGCCGCCGCCCAGCAAGGCUUUCUCUUCCCUCCAGGAAUGUCUUAUAAGCCAGGUGAUAACUACCCAGUGCAGUUCAUUCCAUCCACAAUGGCAGCUGCAGCAGCGUCAGGACUCAGCCCCCUCCAGCUUCAGCAACUGUAUGCCGCCCAGCUUGCCAGCAUGCAGGUCUCUCCUGGAGCCAAGAUGCCUCCACUCCCCCAGCCCCUCAAUGCUAGCGGGCCCAUUUCUCCCUCCUCUCUGAAGAAUGACAAGAGUUCCUCCAGCCCCAUCACUCAAGUCAAGGAGGAGGGAACACAGCCUCUCAACCUGUCUGCUCGGCCAAAAACGACAGACCUGGUCAAAUCCCCCACAUCCCCAACACAGAGCCUGUUCCCCGGCAGUAAAAACAGCCCCAACAGCCUGGGCGGUAAGGGUGGUAUCCCCAGCCCACUUGGAGGAGGCCUGGGCCGAGGCUCGUCUCUAGAUAUUCUGUCCAGUUUAAACUCCACCGCUCUGUUCGGGGACCAGGACACAGUGAUGAAGGCCAUCCAGGAGGCUCGCAAAAUGAGGGAGCAGAUCCAGAGGGAACAGCUGCAACAUCAUCAGCAGGGCAUGGAGGCAAAACUGUCCGCUCUCACUUCAGUCGGCCUCAACAACUGCAGAGUUGACAAGGAGAGGGCACAUUUUGAGAGCAUCGGGCACCACCUCAGCAAGCUGAGUGAGGAAGGAAAGAUCGGCCAUAGAGUUAUUGACCUCACCAGGCCAGAAGAUCUUGAUGGAGGUGCUGGAUCUACUGAGGCCAGAGUCUUCAGGGAAGCCAGAGGAAGGAACAACAACGAGCCACACAUUAAGAGGCCAAUGAAUGCAUUCAUGGUGUGGGCAAAAGAUGAGCGGCGCAAGAUCCUGCAGGCCUUUCCUGACAUGCACAAUUCGAAUAUAAGCAAGAUUUUGGGUUCACGGUGGAAGUCCAUGUCUAACCAGGACAAGCAGCCAUACUAUGAGGAGCAGGCCCGUCUGAGUAAACUUCACCUAGAGAAAUACCCAAACUACAAGUACAAGCCACGGCCUAAGAGGACCUGCAUUAUUGACGGGAAGAAACUGCGCAUUGGAGAGUACAAGCAGAUGAUGCGUUCACGGAGACAAGAGAUGAGGCAGUUCUUCACUGUGGGGCAGCCACCGCAGAUUCCCAUCACCACCAGCGCCAGUAUGGUCUAUCCCGGAGCUAUUACCAUGGCAACUACCACACCCUCACCUCAGAUGACAUCAGAGUGCUCAAGUGCCUCAGCGAGUCCUGAGCCAUCCAUUCCUGUCAUCCAGAGCACCUACAACAUGAAGCUAGAGCCCAGCGCGAUGGCGAACAACAGCGAGCCGGUCAACGGCGAGGAUGAGAUGGACAUGUAUGAAGACUUCGAGGAUGAGCCUAAAUCAGACUAUAGUAGUGAAAAUGAAACACAAGAGCCAGUCAAUGCCAACUGA